AUUCAAUUUGGAAAGGCAGUGGGUUUCUAAAAUAGCUGUCACUCAUAAUUCAAAUACAAAAACAAAUAGCCAACAAAAUUUCAAACAGAAUCUAAUAUGAAAUGAGCUAAAUGGUUUAUUGACUGAAACCAACUUUUCUCCUCAACAGGCCAUAAUGCCAAUACCUUCUCCAUACUGUAAAACUCACCUGCACUUUUCGAAGAAUACUGAAAAGCCAAAGACACAGAGAAGUAGCUUUCAUGGCUUCAACCACUGCUGUAAAUCACGUUAUUUCUUUUGAUGAAACAAGUCUGUGAAGAGUGAAGUUAUCAUAUACAUUUACAAAGAGAAAUUCAAAAUUUGUUUUGGAGAAGAUGUUGUGUGCUUGUUCCGGUGAGCAGUUCAAAUUCGAAGACGCACCACAGUCGCCCGAGUCUUUGGCUACGAGAGAUUUCUCAGCGAGUGGCUUUUCUUCAAGGGCCACAGGAGAUUGGGACUCUAAAGUUGAGGAUAUUCAAGUAGAUGAAGCUGAAUCAACUCUCAAAGAAGCUCUUUCCCUAAACUAUGAAGAAGCAAGGGCCCUGUUGGGGAGACUUGAGUACCAGAGAGGGAAUUUUGAUGCUGCACUCCAGGUAUUCCAGGGUAUUGACAUUAGAAGUUUAAUCCCAAAAAUGACCAAAGCUAUCGUUGAGAGAACUCGGCCCCGAAAGCCACGUUCCAAGAGUGAUAAAAGUGAUGUUGUGCUUCUUGGGGUAAUGUCAAUGCAUUCUGUGAGCUUACUUCUGGAAGCUAUCUUACUCAAAGCAAAAUCCCUGAAAGAGCUUGAGCAUUGUAAAGAAGCUGCAAAGGAGUGCAAAAUAAUUCUGGACAUAGUGGAAUCAGCCCUACCUAAGGGAAUGCCUGAGGGCAUUGGUGAUGACUGCAAGUUGCAGGAGAUUUUUCAUAAAGCAUUGGAGUUGCUCCCACAUCUGUGGAUAAAGGCAGGCUUUCUUGAAGAAGCUAUCAUUGCAUAUCGCCGGGUUUUGGUCAAGCCCUGGAAUUUAGAUCCCCAGAAGUUAGCAAGUGUGCAGAAAGACUUAGCUGCUACGUUACUCUAUGGAGGUGUUGAAGCAAGCCUUCCCUCUGAAGUUCAGGAAUGGGGUCCAACGGUCCCUGAAAACAAUAUAGAGGAAGCAAUCUUAUUGUUGUUAAUACUCAUGGAAAAAGUGGCAUGUAAGAAAAUAAAGUGGGAUGCAGAAAUUAUGGACCAUCUGACUUAUGCACUCUCAGUUACUGGGCAGUUUGAAUUAUUAGCGGAGUAUGUGGAGCAGGCUUUUCCAGGUGUCUACAAUCGAGCUGAGAGAUGGUACUUUCUGGCUCUUUGUUACAGUGCUGCAGGCCAGGAUGAAACGGCCCUGAACCUGCUGGAGAAGAUUUUUGGUCAUUCUGAAGCAAAGCAUAAGCCUCAUAUCCCUGCUUUUUUGUUGGGAGCAGAAUUGUGUUCCCGAGAUCCAAAGCAUGCUCAUGAAGGGAUUAAGUUUGCUCGAAAAGUAAUUGACUGUACUAGUCACCAAAAUGAGCGUUUUACGGGUCAAGCCCAAAAAUUUCUUGGUAUGUGUUAUGGAAAUGCAGCAAGAAAGUCUAUAUCAGAUUCGGAAAGAGUUUUCUUUCACAAGGAGUCUUUGAACUGUCUAAAUUGUGCUUCUCUGAAUGGGAAGGAGGACCCAGAAAUGAUGUAUAAUCUAGGGCUGGAACAUGCAGUGCAAAGGAAUUUAGAUAUGGCUUUUGACAAUGCACUGAUGUUCUCUGAUACAGUAGUUGGAAACACAGUGAAAGGCUGGAAGCUGUUAGCACUUAUAUUGUCUGCAGAACAGCGACUAAAGGAUGCCGAAACCAUCGUCGAUUUCGCUUUUGACGAGGGUGGGAAAAUGGAUCAGUUAGAACUUCUUAGAUUAAAAGCUGUCCUUCAAAUUGCUCAGGAGCAUCCCAAGCAAGCAAUAGAAACCUACAGAAUGUUGCUGGCAAUGAUUCAAGCACAAAGAGAGCUUCAUUCUAAGGACUUAGAUGAAGCAAAGUACUUUAGUACUGAGGUAUUAACAGGAAAAAAUUUGGAAAUUGCAGCUUGGCAGGAUUUGUCUGCCAUUUAUGUGAAACUUGAAUCAUGGGCUGACGCUGAAGUUUGUGCAGAAAAAGCCAAGUCAAUUGAAUUCUAUUCUCCCAGCAGUUGGCAUAGAACGGGUAUGCUGCUCGAAGCUCAGUCACUGCACAAAGAAGCUCUUGUUUCUUUCUCCAUAUCACUGUCAGUAGAACCAGAUUAUGUACCAAGUAUUGUUUCAACAGCUGAAAUACUGAUGAAACUUGGUGGCCAAUCUCUCCCUAUUGCUAGAAGCUUUCUAAUGAAUGCCUUACGUUUAGAUCCCACAAAUCAUGAUGCUUGGAUGAACCUUGGACUGAUUUCGAAAAUGGAAGGCUCUUUACAACAAGCGGCAGACUAUUUUCAAGCUGCAUAUGAGCUGAAGCUGUCAACUCCUGUUCAAAGUUUCGUGUGAUAGUGAUUUUGCAGUAAUCUGAAGCAGAUAACUAAUGGAAUAAUGGACCUUUUCUUAUCGUAUUUAGAGGCAGUAAUUCAAUUGAACUGGUUGCAUCACAGAAAGGAGUCCAAUAACUGAUGACUACGGCUUGUUGACCCACUGUUGGUCAGUGAGCAACUGUCAUUGUUCAGUAGCUUCGAGUCAUUCUUUGUCAACAGCAAAAUGUUAAUAUAUAGGUAAAUAGGCUUCACGGUGAAUCAGAAAACUUUUUAAA
Molecule: messenger RNA, 2763 nt
Organism: Pistacia vera
Lineage: Eukaryota; Viridiplantae; Streptophyta; Magnoliopsida; Sapindales; Anacardiaceae
Product: protein NPGR1
Exons: 7
Coding region: 354-2507 (717 amino acids)
Molecular function (GO): protein binding
Source: RefSeq, a predicted model, not a curated record